AUGAUUUGUGGACAACAUAUCAAAGUUGCCUGCCAGAUUUGUGUCAGAGGUCAUAGGACCAAAAAAUGUAACCAUCUGUCCAUUGUUAAUUUAGAUGAUCCAGGAUAUAAUGGAUACAGAGGUUGUUUAGAAGUCAUUUCUAGAAAAGGAAGAAGAUCAUCAAGAAUUCCAGAUAAAAUUAAUGAUAGUGAACUUAUACAGGUGAAAUUAAAUCCCAAUAAUGAUAAAUUUAUCUUGAUUGAAGCCAAAUUUGUUCCUAAACUUAAUGAAUGGUGUCCAAAUAGUCAAAACUUUAGAUAUGAAUGUGAUUAUCCUUGUUGCAAAAAAAAACCAAAAGAAUUAUACAUUGAUGAGAAAAACUCUAAAUUUUUAAGAGUUCCACAAUAUUGUAAUCUUAAUUCAAUUGAAGAUGCUAAGAAGAUUGGUACACCUGUUAGUUAUAAAGAGUUACCAACUGAUUUUUUGAAUAAUGAUGUGAAUUACCAUUCUAUUGCUAAACUUUAUCCAGAUAAGUCAGAUCAGCAAAAACAAUUUACUGAAGCAAUUUAUGAAAGAUUUGUUCAAGGGUCACUAGCUAAUAAUUCCACAUCACCAGCUCAAGGUUUCCAAUACCCAAGUCCUGUGAAUCCAUCUCCAGCUUUUAAUAAUAAUCAAUACAUUUUAUCACAUAAUGAAAAACAGUUAACUAAACCAAUUGAAGACAGAGUUGUUCAAGGGUCAUCACCUAAUAAUUCAACAUUACCUCAAGAUUCCCAGUCCCCAUGUCCCGAAUUUCAAUCCCCAUGUCCUGAUUUUCAAACACCAAGUCCGGUCAAUUCAUCUCCAGUUCUAAAUAAUAAUCUACAUAUUUUAUCACAUAAUGCACAAAUGAAUUAUGAUUCAUUUUUUUAUUUUAAACCUAAUCCACAGAGUUACUACAUUAAUGACGUUCCAAAUCAAUACCAUCAUAAUAUCAACAUCAAUGAUCAAGGUUAUUAUGGUGAUGAUUUACAUUUUGAUACCAAUAACAAUUUGAAUGUCACUAGCUUUUGUGAAAAAAAUUUUGGACAGGUUUUACAAGAAAUUUCAAGUUUCGAGAAUGUCAAUACUGAUAAUUCAUCGAAUUCAUUCAACCAGCAUUAUAAUCAAACCCCUCAGAAGUUUUAUAAUCCUCCUGUCUCACAUUCUACAGGAUAUAUACAUGAGCAGAAGGAUUACGUUGAUGAUGAUUAUGAUGAUGCAGAAGAAGAUGAAGAUGUUGAUGAGGAGAGAGAGAAGGGAAAUGAUGGUUAUGAUGGCAAUGAUGAUGAUAUUGAAGAAGAUGACGACUCUAAUGAGGAAGACCAGGAAGAAAAAGAGGGUGAUUAUAUCAAAGUUACCAAUACUAAAGGUGAAACAGUGUUGUCUAUUGCUGAAACCUACAUAAAACUUUUGGAAUACAUAUCAUCAAUUGGCACUGGUGCUCCAGAGACCUGUGAUUAUUACAUUUCUAUCCGUGGAAUUGUCAAAUGUGAACAAAGACUUGGAGUUCCACAGAGUAUUAGUUAUGAAGUGGCUUGUGGAUUUAAAAUUCCUAGAUAUCACUGGUCCAAUUUACAUUGUCAUUAUUUUAAUAUAUGGCUUGAUCAGCUUGCUAAAUAUCUUGACCUCACAAGAUCAGCUUUACCAAUUUUGGAAGCUUAUAAUGUCAAUGGUGUUACCCAUAACGUGAAUAAUGGUGAUCCACAAGUCUUAAAACAAUCAUUUAUAACCACUCCUUCAAAUGAUAAUGAAACUUCUAUAUUGGACAUUGAUGAAUAUUUAUGUUUCUCAUCUGAAACCGCUAAACAAUAUUAA
This is a messenger RNA of Hansenula ciferrii, 1815 nucleotides long. Its product is annotated as Helicase domino. Gene Ontology annotation, cellular component: nucleus. Gene Ontology annotation, molecular function: DNA binding; copper ion binding; DNA-binding transcription factor activity. The transcript has a single exon. The record is from RefSeq and is a predicted model, not a curated record. The coding region runs from base 1 to 1815 and encodes 604 amino acids. Lineage: Eukaryota; Fungi; Ascomycota; Saccharomycetes; Phaffomycetales; Wickerhamomycetaceae. Gene Ontology annotation, biological process: regulation of DNA-templated transcription.